Messenger RNA from Phycomyces blakesleeanus NRRL 1555(-), 655 nucleotides. RefSeq lists its product as hypothetical. Lineage: Eukaryota; Fungi; Mucoromycota; Mucoromycetes; Mucorales; Phycomycetaceae. Gene Ontology annotation, molecular function: structural constituent of ribosome; large ribosomal subunit rRNA binding. The record is from RefSeq and is a predicted model, not a curated record. Gene Ontology annotation, biological process: translation. The transcript has 3 exons. Bases 7 to 504 code for a protein of 165 amino acids. Gene Ontology annotation, cellular component: cytosolic large ribosomal subunit; ribosome.
UUCUAGAUGCCUCCCAAGUUUGAUCCUUCUGAGGUUAAGAUUAUCUACCUUCGCGCCACUGGUGGUGAGGUUGGUGCUUCUUCCGCUCUUGCCCCCAAGAUCGGUCCUCUCGGUCUUUCCCCCAAGAAGGUCGGAGAAGAUAUUGCCAAGGGUACCAAGGAAUGGAAGGGUCUCCGUGUCACUGUCCAGUUGACCAUCCAGAACCGUCAGGCUCAGGUCUCCGUUGUUCCCUCUGCCUCUUCCCUUGUCAUCAAGGCCCUCAACGAGCCCCCAAGAGAUCGCAAGAAGGAGAAGAACAUCAAGCACAGUGGUAACGUCUCCCUCGAGGCCAUUAUCGAUGUUGCCCGCACCAUGCGUUUCAAGUCCCUUGCUCGUGAGCUCAAGGGUACUGUCAAGGAAAUCCUCGGUACUGCCAACUCUGUUGGUUGCACUGUUGAUGGCCAGAGCCCCAAGGACUUGUGCGAUGCCAUUGAUGCCGGUGAAGUUGAAAUUCCCGAGAAAUAAAUUAUUUUCAAUGUAUUGUAAUUGAAUAAUUGAUUUUUUCAUAUAUAUAUAUAUAUUUUUUGGUUGUCAUGAUUAUCAUACUAUCGACAUUAUCAAUAAAAAACAAAACAAAACUGUGGUUUCUUUGAUCUACUUUGAAACUUAUUAAGAA